Caenorhabditis briggsae is the source of this 726-nucleotide messenger RNA. RefSeq names its product Protein CBR-NDX-6 (gene Cbr-ndx-6). The record is from RefSeq and is a predicted model, not a curated record. The transcript is spliced from 4 exons. Lineage: Eukaryota; Metazoa; Nematoda; Chromadorea; Rhabditida; Rhabditidae. Gene Ontology annotation, molecular function: ADP-ribose diphosphatase activity. Bases 1 to 726 code for a protein of 241 amino acids.
AUGAGUUUUGUUCAUCAAAAAUGCAGAAAUGUCGACGUUCCUUAUCUCGGAAGUCAAAUCUACAGAACAUCGGUUCCCGAUGAUCUCGUGAAAUGGAAUCGUGAUUGGGCUGAUUAUGCGCCACCUAAUUAUACAGAUAAAAAGGUUCAUGGACAGGCAUGGGCCGACCCUGAAAUCAAUGACCAUAACCAAUACACAUUCGAUCCUAAAACCUUGUCUCCAAUAAAUCCUAUCGGGCGUACUGGAUUGGCCGGUCGUGGAUUGCUCGGUCGCUGGGGACCAAAUCAUGCUGCGGAUCCAAUUGUGUCCAGAAUAAGCGACGAAGGGCAUUUAGAGUUCGUUGCUAUUCAGCGCCGAGACAACCGAGAAUGGGCGAUUCCUGGCGGAAUGGUUGAUGCUGGAGAACAUGUUACCCAAACUCUUCAACGUGAAUUUACCGAAGAAGCAAUGAACGGAAAUAUCGAUAAGGACAGUCUCAAAGAACUCUGGAGCGACGGGAAAGAGCUUUACAGAGGAUAUGUAGAUGAUCCACGGAAUACUGAUAAUGCCUGGAUGGAGACUGUUGUUUUCAAUUUUCACGAUUCGAACGGUCUUCUGAAUAACGUUGAUCUCCAAGCUGGAGACGACGCUACCGCUCUCCGCUGGAUUCGUGUUGAUUCUAAAGAACCUCUUUAUGCUUCUCACGCUCAUUUCAUUGAUCUUCUGAAAUCUGCUCAUUCGAAAUAA